This is a messenger RNA of Trifolium pratense (red clover), 2145 nucleotides long. Its product is annotated as importin subunit alpha-2-like. Lineage: Eukaryota; Viridiplantae; Streptophyta; Magnoliopsida; Fabales; Fabaceae. Gene Ontology annotation, molecular function: protein binding; nuclear import signal receptor activity. The coding region runs from base 154 to 1752 and encodes 532 amino acids. Gene Ontology annotation, biological process: NLS-bearing protein import into nucleus. Gene Ontology annotation, cellular component: nucleus; cytoplasm. The record is from RefSeq and is a predicted model, not a curated record. The transcript has 11 exons.
CUUUCAUUCCCCUUUUCAAACACUUCAAACCCAAACCCUCCCUCACUCAAUUUUUUUUCUCUCUGAAAGUGAAAUUCUCUCUCGAUUCGUUUCAAUCACUCAGUUCCGAUUCCGAUUCCGAUUAAUCGUUAAUUUUCAUCCGAUUCUAGAACGAUGUCGUAUCGUCCUAAUGCAAACGCGAGAACCGAGGUUCGUCGGAAUCGAUACAAAGUGGCGGUUGAUGCCGAAGAAGGUCGUAGACGGCGAGAGGAUAAUUUGGUUGAGAUCCGGAAGAAUCGUAGGGAAGAAAGCUUGCAGAAGAAGAGGCGUGAGGGACUUCAAGCUCAACAGUUGCCUGAAUCAGCUAAUUCUACUCAAGUAGAGAAAAAGUUGGAACACUUACCAGCCUUGGUUACUGGUAUUUGGACGGAUGAUAAUAACAUGCAGUUCGAGGCAACAACUCAGUUUCGGAAGUUGCUUUCAAUUGAACGUAGCCCUCCAAUUGAGGAGGUUAUACAAGCUGGUGUAGUUCCACGCUUUAUUGAGUUCUUGAUGAGGGAAGAUUUUCCACAGCUUCAGUUUGAGGCUGCUUGGGCUUUAACAAAUAUAGCUUCUGGAACAUCUGACAACACUAAGGUAGUGAUUGAUUCUGGUGCUGUUCCAAUUUUUGUAAAGCUCCUUGCUUCUCCUAGUGACGAUGUCCGUGAACAGGCCGUGUGGGCAUUAGGAAAUGUUGCUGGAGACUCUCCUAGAUGCCGUGAUCUUGUUCUUAGUCAUGGAGCUUUGCUUCCUCUGUUGGCUCAACUGAAUGAGCACGCCAAACUUUCUAUGCUCAGAAACGCUACUUGGACGCUCUCAAACUUCUGCAGGGGAAAGCCACAACCUGCUUUUGAUCAGGUUAAACCCGCGCUUCCUGCACUUGCCCAACUCAUCCAUUCAAAUGACGAAGAAGUCUUGACCGAUGCCUGUUGGGCACUUUCAUAUCUUUCUGAUGGUGCAAAUGACAAAAUUCAAGGUGUAAUUGAUGCUGGUGUCUGUAGCCGGCUUGUUGAGCUUCUACUGCACCCAUCUCCUUCCGUGCUUAUUCCUGCUCUUCGUACAGUUGGAAAUAUUGUCACAGGAGAUGACUUGCAGACACAGGUCAUCAUCAACCAUCGAGUUCUUCCUUGUCUUAUGAGUCUCUUGACAAAUAAUUAUAAAAAGAGCAUCAAGAAGGAAGCAUGUUGGACAAUAUCGAACAUCACUGCUGGGAAUAAACAACAGAUUCAGGAUGUGAUUGAUGCUAAUAUAAUUGGUCCUUUGGUCCAAUUGCUUCAAAAUGCUGAGUUUGAUAUCAAGAAGGAAGCUGCUUGGGCCAUUUCAAACGCUACAUCGGGGGGAUCUCAUGAACAACUCAAGUACCUGGUAAGUCAGGGGUGUAUUAAGCCCUUGUGUGAUCUUCUCAUAUGUCCUGAUCCUAGGAUUGUGACAGUUUGUCUUGAAGGGCUUGAAAACAUCUUAAAGGUAGGCGAAGCUGAUAAAAAUAUUGGCAACACUGGUGAUGAGAAUCUGUAUGCCCAAAUGAUUGAUGAUGCUGAGGGUUUGGAGAAAAUUGAGAACCUCCAGAGUCAUGACAACACCGAGAUUUAUGAAAAGGCUGUGAAGAUUCUUGAGACAUACUGGUUGGAGGAAGACGAUGAGGUUAUGCCUCCAGGUGAUGGUUCUCAACCAGGGUUCAACUUUGGUGGCUCUGAAGUUCCUGCCGUGCCUUCAGGUGGAUUUAACUUCAACUAGAAGGAUUUUUGGCUGGUCCCCCAGUAAAGUCCUCCAGUAUGGCAGUUCAACAGUUUGGGGCGUCAAGUCUGUGUCGUUUCAUUGUCCUUAGUUUCCGUAAGGUUCAGCCUUGGUAAAUAGGCCGUCACUGGAUUGGCUUGGGUUUUUGAAAUUGCUGGUUUUACAUACAUCAGAGGGAAAGUUGGGUUGUGGCUUGAUUUUCUUGCCACUUCCGAGUUAAAUAUUAGAGUUUGAUUUUGGCCACAAAGUAAUCAUUUAAAGUGAUUUGGCUCUUCUACAGAAUUUUAUGUCAAGUUUUGUGUUAUUAUUUUUCCUGCAUAGAUUGGAGUCAGUAAGUACCACUUAUGAUUUUGGGUAUUUUGGCAAAUACCAAAUGAUACUAUUCUUUCUUCA